AAAAAAGCUCUUAGACAAAUAUGAUUCAAAAAAUGAAUUGGAAUCCUUUUACCCGUUUUCUUUUUCAUUUCCCGCAAUAAAGUAACCGCAUAACAAUGUAACUAUAACGCCCCUCUUUUUCUUUUUCUAUGUUGCAUAAGCGCCAACAAGUAUCAACCCCUGGAGCCUAUCCUGCUUCAAAAGACAUUGAUAAAAAAAGCCUUGUACACAACAAAAGACAUCUGAGCUCGAAGCCAGUGAUAAGAAUAAAAAACUACUUUUACAGACUAUGGAAAAAGACCCCUUCUCAACAAAUAAACAGUAACUCGUUGAAUAUAUCUGUGACGAUACCAAUUACAGUAAACAACAAUUAUUAUGACAGUCAUAAUGAAAAACCAACUUCUAGUUCAAUAAUGCACCACCUUGUUGCUUUAAAUUCGAACCAAAUAUACGUCUUAUUGGCAUUUGCAACGUUGUUCCUGCUUGUUAUUGCGUUUGCAUUGUUACAGGUACAUCGAAUUUUAUCUAUAUUACAGAUGCUACUAGAAGGCGUAAGAUAUAUUUUAGUUGGUGCCCUGUCAAAUACACUUUCGGUAUUUGCAUUUCUAAAGUCUUGCCUUUAUUGAUGUAGCAAAGAAUGCCUCAAACAAAAUACACACACGCUGUUAUCAAUAAAAAAUAUGCUUCCCGACUUGUUUUUUUU
Gilbertella persicaria is the source of this 682-nucleotide messenger RNA. RefSeq lists its product as uncharacterized. Lineage: Eukaryota; Fungi; Mucoromycota; Mucoromycetes; Mucorales; Choanephoraceae. The record is from RefSeq and is a predicted model, not a curated record. Bases 129 to 605 code for a protein of 158 amino acids. The transcript has a single exon.